AUGAACGGACGUGACGAUGAAUUGCAGCUGGCUAUCUAUAGGCCUCCCCCAAGCUUCACCGGCGGGUGCCUGGAAAUACGCCUCUUUUACGUUCGGAUCGCGCCCUGCGCGGUGGACGGCCUCCCCGACCAGCUAAAGCUCCGACACCUCCGCCGCGAGCUCGGCGUCCAUCUGGAAGUCAACGGUGCGCGCAUCCCGCCGUCCGACGCUGUCUGCAUCAACCUUCGCCGCGAUCGUGUUGACAAGGAUUCAUCCGAGGUAACGUACGUCAGCACCGAUAGCGUCCGGGUCUCGGGCCCCAUGGAGUUCGAGGUCUGCGAGGAAGGGGACGCCGGGUGCUGCUCUGGGGCUCCGGUGAUCUUGAUGAAGACUGUGUUGGUUAGUCCUAGGAGGAAGGUGAGGCAUGGGGUGACGCUGGAUGCAAUUCCCGAGGAUGAGGAGAUUGGGAAGGAACAGAUGAAUCUAUGCAAUGGGGUGGUGAGACAGAGAAAAUUACAGUUGAUGCCUGCUGAUAUGGAUGAAUAUGACUCGGACGGAAAAGUCUCAUAUGGCAAUUACUCUGAAGAAAUGUACCCAGGUGAGGACGGCCAGCUCACGUGGUUCAAUGCUGGUGUGAGGGUUGGUGUCGGGAUAGGUCUCGGUAUGUGCCUUGGCGUGGGAAUUGGUGUUGGCCUGCUCAUGCGGUCUUAUCAAGCCACGACCAGGAGUUUCAGGAGAAGGUUUUUCUGA
Messenger RNA from Striga hermonthica, 729 nucleotides. The record is from the annotation of a GenBank genome assembly. Lineage: Eukaryota; Viridiplantae; Streptophyta; Magnoliopsida; Lamiales; Orobanchaceae.